Doryrhamphus excisus (bluestripe pipefish) is the source of this 2097-nucleotide messenger RNA. RefSeq names its product g6f-like (gene g6fl). NCBI's taxonomy places the organism in Eukaryota, Metazoa, Chordata, Actinopteri, Syngnathiformes, Syngnathidae. Gene Ontology annotation, biological process: interleukin-15-mediated signaling pathway; T cell activation; positive regulation of ERK1 and ERK2 cascade. Gene Ontology annotation, cellular component: membrane raft; external side of plasma membrane. Gene Ontology annotation, molecular function: protein tyrosine kinase binding; MHC class II protein binding. The record is from RefSeq and is a predicted model, not a curated record.
CGACGCAGCUGUCAAUCACCUGAGAGGAGACACCUUGCAGCCCCGCGGAGCCACACCUUAAAAAGGGCGCUACGUCACCACCGAAACUCGGGUCGAAAGAGCGAAACGGGGUAAAAAAAAAACAACUGCGAUGACAACAUAUUCCAGCUAUACAGCCAUUACAGUCAACAAAGUAACAAAUUAUAACCUGAAGGGACGGUGAAUAUUUUACAAAUUACACGACAAAGAGGAGGCACCUGUCGGACUUCCGUGUCGACGUCCGCCCUGACAGAGCGUCGUGCUGCAGUGCUGGCUGCAUGCCUUCCCACAGGGGCCAAGACCACCUGCCUGUAUGACCACUGCUGCUACUGGAGACUGGGAUGAAGUCGUGGUGAGAAAAGAGGGCACACCUAUCAUCUUGAAGUGCAUCGUUAGGGAUACGAGGGCUGAGGUGGACAUCAGCUGGUUGGUACAGCUACACAGUGAAAAAGACUGGGAACUUGCACUGUCGGCCAAGGAACACAAAAUCCUCUCCGGCAGUGCCUACAAGCCUUCCAUGCGCUUCGUUGACCAAGACAGAGGGGAUUUUUCUUUGUUCUUCCAACCCACAAAACAGGAUGCUGGCCUUUACAUGUGCUUGUCAGAGCAGGACGGGUGGCAACUGAAGGUGGCCACAAUUCUGGUGGCCAUCAUCUCCGUCACCGUCAUUCCGGCCAACCCCAUCCCCCAGCAGAGCACCCUGUGUCUGAUCGCCAGGGUCACACCUGAAUAUGCUGUCCACCAGAUCACUUGGGAAUCUCCAAAUGGACGUUCAUUAAAAACCGAGAGGAAACCCAACACCGGGAUAGUGGCCAAACUUCCCCAAGUUACAUAUAGCGAUGCUGGACUCUACAAGUGUAGCUGUUUGGUUUUACCUGAAGCUGUCUUCGACUUUGAAGUGAAUGUAGUCAUUAAUGCUGUCAGCGUGGCCUCAUUCACCAACGUAGUACACAGCCCACCCAUCUCCAUGGUAACUGAUGCCAUGAUGCCCUUCCAUCUGACCUGUCCUGACGUCCAAGGAGACUACAUCCUCCUGUACUGGCAAAACCCAAAGUCCACCAUAAGCGAGCUGGUGUACCACUAUGAUCGCUGGCGAGGUACCACUCUGACGACCGCGCACAGCCAGGACCUGCAACUGGACAUCUGGCCUAACAGUCUGGAGUCCGGGGGAUUCUCUUUCUUCCUCAUGCCUGACAUCCAAGAUGGCGGCCUCUACAUCUGUGAUGUGUUCCUCAAUGACCACGCCUUCAGCCAGAGAACCCUGCUGAAUGUGUUGAAAGUGACCAUCAGCCGUUGGUUCUCCAAUCUGGAGUUGGAUUGUCUCUACAGCUCACCGUCUGACGUUCUCGGUGCAAUGUGGGAGCACCAGAAUAAGAGUCACGAGCUGGAAAUGGUGAGCAGUGGACCUGGAAGUGUGACGACCUAUUUGCCCUUACCCAUCACCUCCGACACAGCUGGGAACUACACCUGUACUUUGCAGCUAACCAACGGCCAGACUGUCAGCAUCACACACAUGAUCAACCAACGAGAGAGUGUCAGUGUCCCCGCACCCUCAUCGCUCUCUUCCCUCUCCGCUUUAUUACUUUUGGUUCCCCUGUUUGCCACGGCUGUUGCUGUGUUGCUAUGGCGACAGAAGCACAUCACCAAUCGAGCUAUUGAGCAGUCCCUGUCUGUCCACUCAGGCGAAGCGGAGAACAUCUAUGAGAAUCCCGAAGAUGUCAGACAGGUCGCCCCUCCGGGUUCGGUCUAUAUGGAUUUAAAACCAAGAAAGGAUGAUGUCUAUAAGGAACUGGAGCGAUCCGAGCAAUGUCAGAGCUGAUCACCUUCUGUACUUCCACACAUGACCCUCAUGCAGCUGUCACAUAUGUCAUACUGCAUUUUACAACAAGAGAGCCAUUUUAUCAGAUUUUAUCACAUAAUGUUAAUUCAGUGUUUGUAUGUAAAGGAACAGAACUGAAGUGUUUUGAAUGAGCUGAAUUAUUGUCAUUGUGUUUUCAUUUAGAGUUCUUCUGUAUGCUUUCAAAAUUCAUAUGUAAGAUUUAAUUACAAAAUACGCAAUUAUCGCUGUAAUUCUGCCUG